Molecule: messenger RNA, 2126 nt
Organism: Trichoderma citrinoviride
Lineage: Eukaryota; Fungi; Ascomycota; Sordariomycetes; Hypocreales; Hypocreaceae
Product: serine/threonine protein kinase, AGC family
Exons: 6
Coding region: 51-1922 (623 amino acids)
Biological process (GO): protein phosphorylation
Molecular function (GO): protein serine/threonine kinase activity; ATP binding
Source: RefSeq, a predicted model, not a curated record
UUUCUGGAUUUGGCAUCCAGCUUCUGCGGCGAAGUUGUUGGUGCGAAACCAUGUCUUGGAACCUGACCAAAAAGCUCAAAGAAACCCACCUGGGCUUCUCGAAAUCGUCGUCGCCCUCCACAAAGGACAAGGACAAGGAAAAGGCCAAGAGCGGCGCCACCACCCCGUCUGACGCCAACAGCGUCGCCGACAGGAACAGCUCAGAGGCCCUCUCGCAGGAACCCGUCAUCAAGCCCACCAAGCCCGGCAUCCUCGUCCUCACCCUCUACGAAGCCCGCGGCCUCUCCCUCCCCGAACAGUAUCAGGAUGCCCUCGCGGCGAGCCAUCCGACCGGCGCCCGCUCUACCGGAGACGCGCUGACCGGCUCCACGCGAAAACCCUCUGCCUUCUCCGGCAGCCUCGACAGACCGCAGUCGUCCUCCGCGUCCGGCUUCAAGGGCAUCCCGACGAACCACGGCCGUGUCUCGGGCAAGUACAUGCCGUAUGCGCUCGUCGACUUUGACAAGAACCAAGUCUUUAUCAAUUCAGUUGAUGGAAACCCCGAGAACCCUGUCUGGGCUGGUUCCAACACGCAGUACAAGUUUGACGUGUCGCGCGUUGGCGAGCUGACUGUCCAGCUGUUUAUGAGAAACCCGUCGGCUGCUGCGGGCACAGGGAGGACUCAGGACAUCUUUUUGGGCGCCGUUCGUGUUAUGCCCAGAUUCGAGGCUGUGCCCGAAACCACGCCGUCGAGCAAAAAGGGUCAGACCGACCGGCCAUCGGCCCAGGGCUUCAGCGGGCUGGGGUGGUUUGACUUGCAGAAUGGAACGGGGAAGCUCCAGAUUGGCGUCAACUUUGUCGAAAACCGCGUCGGAAAGCUUUCCAUCGACGACUUUGAUCUUCUGACCCUGGUUGGCAAGGGUAGCUUUGGAAAGGUCAUGCAGGUCCGGAAGAAGGAUACCGGCCGCAUCUACGCCAUCAAGACGAUCCGAAAGGCCAAGAUCAUAACGCGAUCCGAAGUGACGCAUACCCUCGCCGAACGCUCCGUCCUCGCACAGAUCAACAACCCCUUCAUCGUUCCGCUAAAGUUCAGUUUCCAGUCUCCCGAAAAGCUCUACUUCGUCCUGGCCUUUGUCAACGGCGGAGAGUUGUUCUACCAUCUAUCCAAAGAAGGGCGCUUCGACAUCAACCGCUCCCGCUUCUACACGGCCGAGCUGCUGUGCGCGCUUGAAUGUCUACACGGCUUCAACGUCAUCUACCGGGACUUGAAGCCCGAGAACAUCCUCCUCGACUACCAGGGCCACAUUGCCCUCUGCGACUUCGGGCUCUGCAAGCUGGAGAUGAAGGACGAGGACUCCACCAACACCUUUGUCGGCACCCCCGAGUAUCUGGCGCCGGAGCUCCUCAAGGGCGAGGGCUACGGCAAGACGGUCGACUGGUGGACGCUGGGCGUGCUGCUGUACGAAAUGCUGACGGGCCUGCCGCCCUUUUACGACGAGAACACCAACGAAAUGUAUCGCAAGAUCCUGACGGCUCCCCUCAAUUUCCCCGGCUACGACGUGGUGCCCCCGGCGGCCAGGGACCUGCUGACCAAGCUGCUGGAGCGCGACCCCAGCAAGAGACUGGGCGUCAACGGGUCCACCGAGAUCAAGUCGCAUCCUUUCUUCCACGGCAUCGACUGGAAGAAGUUGCUGCAGCGCAAAUACGAACCGGCAUUCAAGCCCAACGUGGCCAACGCUCUCGACACAGGCAACUUUGACGACGUCUUCCGAAACGAGCCCGCCCAGGACUCGGUCCCCGACGACUUCGUGCUGUCCAAGACGAUGCAGGACCAGUUUGUCAACUUUAGCUACAACAGACCAGUCGCGGGACUCGACGACGCAGGAGGCAGCAUCAAGGAUCCCUCCUUCUUAGAGGCCUCGGAGGCCCGCGGACGGAGGUAGCUUCUUUUUAUGGAAUCUGGCUUUUGGCAUUUUUUUCUCCCUUCAUAUGGGGGAAAACGGCACGCAGACCGUGUCGGGGCAACGCAUCGAGCAUUGCAGUCGGUCGUAUCAGGUGGACAAUAGGGGAGUCAAGGCGGGUUUCUAGAUAUAUACAGUCUUGUUUGUCUGACGGCACUGCGGUGCUUUUUUAGCAUGAAAUGAGAC